Messenger RNA from Carya illinoinensis, 2136 nucleotides. RefSeq names its product calmodulin-binding protein 60 A-like. The record is from RefSeq and is a predicted model, not a curated record. The coding region runs from base 188 to 1840 and encodes 550 amino acids. Gene Ontology annotation, biological process: regulation of salicylic acid biosynthetic process. Gene Ontology annotation, molecular function: DNA-binding transcription factor activity; sequence-specific DNA binding; calmodulin binding. The transcript is spliced from 8 exons. Gene Ontology annotation, cellular component: nucleus. NCBI's taxonomy places the organism in Eukaryota, Viridiplantae, Streptophyta, Magnoliopsida, Fagales, Juglandaceae.
CAACGCUUCCACCCUGCAAUGCCAAAAAGCCAUUUGAGGCGUUUUGGUUUGGACCCAAAGAGCCAAAAGAAGAUGAAUGGUUAUGGGAGAGCCUCAGGGCCGAGAAGCAUCCCGGACGCAACCAAACUUAGAAAUGGAUUCUGGGUAGAAAGAUGACACACAAUGUUGUGGGUGUUGCUGGGCUUUCAUGAUGUCGCAAAAGAGGCAGCAAGAGGACGUGAAGGCCCCGCCAGAAGGGAGUUCUUCCGAGGAUAAGCGUAGGAGGCUUCCUACUUUGAAGAAUGUGGCUUUGGACGUUAUGAGGAUGCAAUCAGUCCAUUUGCUGGAGCCGAUUCUAGAGCCUUUGAUUCGUAGAGUGGUCAGAGAGGAAGUUGAAUUGGCCCUAAGAAAGCACUUGAACUGCAUGAAACAGAAUUGUGGGGAUGAUGUUCAUGUCUCAGAGUCAAGAAGCCUACAGCUAAAGUUCGUCAACAACCUCUCUCUUCCAGUGUUUACUGGAGCUCGAAUCGAAGGAUAUGAUUGUUCGAACAUACAAGUGGCUUUAGUUGAUAUUCUUACUGGGCAAACUGUAAAAUCUGGGUCAGAAUCCUCUGCUAAGGUGGAAAUUGUAGUUCUUGAGGGUGACUUUGAUGGUGAUGAGAAUGAGAAUUGGACAGGUGAAGAGUUUAAGAACAACAUCGUGAGAGAAAGGGAAGGAAAAAAACCCCUACUUACAGGAGAUGCGUUUGUAAAUCUUAAAGAGGGCACUGGUUUAGUGAGUGAGAUAUCUUUUACAGAUAAUUCAAGCUGGACAAGAAGCCGGAAGUUCAGGCUAGGUGCAAGAGUUGUUGAUAACAUCAAUGGAAUAAGAGUAAGAGAAGCAAAGACAGAAUCCUUUGUUGUCAGGGAUCACCGUGGAGAAUUGUACAAGAAACAUCAUCCUCCUUCUCUGUUCGAUGAAGUAUGGAGAUUAGAGAAGAUUGGCAAAGAUGGAGCUUUCCAUAAGCGUUUGAGUCGGGAAAACAUCAACACUGUGAAGGAUUUUUUGAUCCUACUCUUCAUAGAUCCUUCAAGGCUCCGAAAUGUACUUGGCACAGGUAUGUCAGCUAAGAUGUGGGAAGUCACCGUGGAGCAUGCUCGGACGUGUGUACUUGAUAAGAGGAUGCACGUGUACCAUCCAAAUUCUCAAGAAAAAACUGGUGUGGUUUUUAAUGUUGUGGGACAAGUGAUGGGACUAUUUUCAGAAGGCCAAUAUGUUCCUGUUGAUAAGCUUUCAGAAACUGAGAAGGCUGAGGCCCACAACUUGGUGAUUUCUGCACUCAAACACCGGGGGGAAGUCAUCACUUUUGAUGAUGAAGCCUCUCUUGUGGGUGGCUCUUCAGAGUUAACCAAUGUUCUUUAUGCCGUGAGCUCACCCAGGACAGAGAGUUCCAAUGGGAGCAAGCUUUUGGCUUCUCACAAGAUUGGAGGCUUUGAUUAUACACAGCAAAGCGCCUCUUCUCCUGAUAUCAUUUCAUCCAUCUAUUCCGUUGGGGGCACAAGUGGUUUGGAUGAUUAUGCCUUGCCCAGUCUUGAUGGCAUGGGUCUGAGAUAUGACCAGGCUUUGUGUUUCCCAGGCCAAGUCACCAACUCCCUGAUUUGCAACACAGCGCCUAUGUCUCAAGCUUUCUGUGAUGAGGAUCAUCUACAAUUUUUUGAUACUGAUCUCACUGCUGUCGACAACUUCCUGUUGCCACAUUCUACACCUGUUGGUAAAGCUCAGAGGAGAUGGACAAAGCUUUUCAGUGUGCUAAAAUGGUUCUCAAUAUGGAGAAUUGUGGCUUUAAAAAGAAACCCGAUUCGGGAAAUUCCUGGAUUAUGAAAAGAAGUGACAACAAAAUGGUUUGAUUAUAUUUGUAAGUUUGGAAAAUAGUGUUGGUGAGUGCUGCCGAUUAAAUUUUGCAUGCAGUUGUAGAGAGAUAUUUGUAAGUCUCAAUAGAUGUAUAUACAGAGAUAGCUCCCAGUAUCUUCUUCAGAUGCUGAAAGAUUAGAGAAAUAUCUUUCUGUUUAAUUCAAGAAGUAAAUAUGUAGAUCUUUGUCACAGAAUUAAUAAAGUUUCUGGCAUUGUUUGCUGCUCAAAGAUGAAAGCAGUAAUGCCAGGAUGCUUAGUAUUUUCCA